Molecule: messenger RNA, 1107 nt
Organism: Sinocyclocheilus rhinocerous
Lineage: Eukaryota; Metazoa; Chordata; Actinopteri; Cypriniformes; Cyprinidae
Product: CKLF-like MARVEL transmembrane domain-containing protein 3
Exons: 5
Coding region: 218-730 (170 amino acids)
Cellular component (GO): membrane
Source: RefSeq, a predicted model, not a curated record
GUAUCGCCCACAUUCUCUGUUCACUUAUUAACGGUCUCCAGAUUUCGGGAAUGCAGAUGUUGCUUUUUUGUGUGCUUCGUUUCCGCACUGUCAGUAUUUCCGUUUCCACUCCGUGGAAAGUAAUGCCGCUCUGCGAAUAGUAGCUGUCUCGUAGCGGAGAGUAGGAAGCAUCUCUGUGUGAACUUCAUUCGGGAACAGGAGUUUCAGAGGCGUGAUCAUGGGGGACAUCGAGGCUCCGGAGAAUAACCGACCACGACAGACCAUAGUUCGUUCUCUUCUCCCGAGUAAAGAAUUCAUCACCUCCCGAAAAGGACUACUGCUGCUCGGUGAAGUGGUGAUGUCGUUCAUCAGCUUUGUGUGCUUUGCUGCUUCAACAGCAGCUGCCUUCGUCACAGCUCCCUUCAUAGAGUUCUUGGCUGCCCUCUUCUUACUGUUUGCUUAUUCUACAAAGUUCAAUGAGAGAUUCAAGGGCUUUCACUGGCCCCUCAUGGACUUCCUGCGCUGUGUCAGCGCAUCCAUCAUCUUUUUCAUCAUUUCUAUGAUAUCUGUGUCAAAAUAUCUGGAUGGAGCCUCAAAGGCUGCUGGGGUCUUUGGCUUCAUUACCACAAUAUUCUUCGCCCUAGACUUUUAUUUCAUCUUCAAUGAACUGGCCAACUUCCUCAAGGGAGGUGAUUCCAGUGAGGAACCACCAAACACACAAGAUGAUGACUCAGACUCUGACUCUGACUAAAGCUGUGAUUGUGUCCAAAAACCUGGUGUGCGACCACUACAGUGCCUGAUAACCAAAACAAAAACAAAACUUUUUUAUUGUUUGUUGUUUUGGGUAUACUUUUUGUGACUAGAGUUAAGCAGUCUAUUUCAAAUCACAUAAUAGAAGCUAUAGAGUUUUCAGUCAUUUUUGUAUGCGUCCAUACAAGCCUUUCUCAUUUGAUUUUCCCAAAGCGAAUUAGUCUAUCAACAGUCAAGCUUGUUGAUAGAUUUUUGGAAGAAGGGCAGUAUUGUACCAUUUGUGAUGACUAUGUACUGCCUCUUACAGCUUAGGUGUACUUAUAGUGUUAAAGGGAUAGUUCACCCAAAAAUGAAAAUUCUGUCAUUAAAGGGAUAGUU